UGUUUUUUUUUAAUUUCACACCGCGCGUAACGUAUUUUUAAAUAAAAGUUUGUGUUGUCUGUGACUGUUUUAGUUUUAAGUGCUCUAUAAACGUUGAAAGUCUCCUUGUUCUGUGAUCUAUUUUGAAGCGUGGUUCAAAAUUAUUACGAGUUUUAAUUAGUAAUUACUUGGCCAGUGUAUUUGUGGUCUUAAAAGUAUUAAUAAAUUUAAAACUGAAGGAAGAUAUAAAAUCAAUUAAAUUAAUAAGGUAGUUCACAAAAAUGGUGGCAAACGGGAGAAUGGAGAAGAAACCGUCUACGGACAAGAUACCCACGACUGCAACGCUGGAUGAGGCCAUGCUGGAGGCAGGUCUGGGCUUGUACAACAUCGCGCACAUGCUGAUGAGCGGCGUCAUCCUGAUGGGGGUGAUCAUGCAGACCGUGAACCUUGCUUAUGUGAUCCCAGCAGCGCAGUGUGACCUCAACCUUAGCAUUGAGACCAAAGGAUGGCUCGCAGCCACCCCUUUCACUUCUAUGAUCCUCACGUCUCACAUGUGGGGCUACUUGGCGGAUACGCGCGGCCGCCGGCCAGUAAUGAUGGUGUCCAUGCUGGUUUCCGUGCUUUUCAGCAUACUGGCCAGCUUCGCGCCCAACCUGCCCGUGUUCGCCGUUCUGACGUUCUUCUCGGCUGUAUUCAUGUCGGGCCCCUCAGCCGUCGUCUACACGUACCUGGGCGAGUUCAACAACCUCGAGCACAGGGACAAGAUGGUGGCCUUCGGAGCCUCGUUCGUGGGGAUCGGGACCGUGCUGUUACCUGGUGUCGCCUGGCUAAUCCUCCCACAGGAAUUUGCCUGGCCAAUCUCCUGGCUGGGCAUCGUCUACCGCCCCUGGCGCCUUCUCGUGGCCGCCGCCGCCCUACCCUACACCCUGGGCGCCGUACUCCUGUUCUUAGCCCCCGAGAGCCCUAAGUUCCUUUACGCGCAGGGAAAAUAUGACGAGUGCUUGGCGACAGUGAAACAUAUCUAUGGGGUCAAUAAGUGGAUUGAUCCGGAGACAUUCCCAAUCAAAACAUUGGUAGUGGAUCCGAGUGCAGUGACAGCUAGCAGCGGCAAGGGCAUUACGGCAGUUUUGAGUUCCAUGUGGGACCAGACAGCGCCCCUGUUUAAAGGGAAACUUCUCAAAUGGACUUGCCUCACUUGCUUCGUGCAGUACGGGAUAUUCUCAGCUGCCAACGGAUUCUACGUAUGGUUCCCGUCAAUUCUCAACUCGCUGGCUAACCACAACGGCGCCAAAGACGCCAGGAUUUGUGAAAUUCUAGAUGCGAGUCAGAAAGCUGCUGCAAACGCUACUGAUGUGGUCUGCGAUGACACCAUGAACACCGAGACCUUCGAGCGCUCCAUCUAUAUCGGCCUGGUGUUCUGCUCCAUGUACAUCGUGGUCGGCUUCAUCGUGGACUUCGUAGGCAAGAAGCUGAUCCUCCUGACGAUCCUGGGUGUUUCUGGCUUGUGUGGGAUCAUUACUCAUCUGGCUUCAAACCAGCAGACGGCGGUAGUUCUCUUCGCGGUGUUCCAGAUGAGUGGAGCUUGUAUUGGAAUAAUGAAUGCUAUGGCUGUGGAAUUGUUCCCGACUAGAUACAGGGCUAUGGCAAUAUGCUUGUCCAUGAUGAUGGGCCGUGUCGGUUCUGUGGUGGGCUCCAACCUCAUCGGCGUAUUCAUGAGGGUCAACUGCGGUAUCAGUUUCUAUCUCUUCGGAGGUCUUUUACUCGCAUGCUGCGCAGUCUGCCUAACUCUUCCAGGAAAAAAGACACGCGUAAGACAUACCAAAAAGAGCGUAGCACCGGCCCAAAAUGAAACCCAUGAACCAGUAUGAAGCGGUCCAUAACAGUAUAACCACGAACCACUUCGUUUGUUCGUCUAUUUGCCUCUCUGUCGCUCAAAUAUGGACGAUAGAGAAGCAGAUAACGAAAUUAUGAUUUUCGAUGUUCGCGGUAAGAUCCUUAGAUCUAACCUGGAUUUUAGGAGGCUGUUGUAUAGGCGUUGGUAGAGGUCGAGCAAAAGAUGGCGUCGUGUCUUUUGAUACCACGACAGGCGUGGCUCACUUCGUGAUUUCGUCGCGUUGCUACAAGUACAUGCGGGCCACACCAAUUUUGGUGUCUAGCAGUAGUAGUUGCCGCGCACCGCUAUGGAACGGAGCGGACGCUUGCUCGUAAUAGACGCGUUUUGUUAGAGAGUGAACCUUCUGUACCUAGUACUAUUGUUUAUUCUGUGACCAAGGUGAAAGAAUUUCUGUGGGAAUAUGUUGAAAAGUAGCAAGCACGCUAUAGGUUAUUAGGUUUUCGCGGGCUUGGUUUCCGCAACUCGACGUCAUAUAUUGCGCCUAUUUUGCGUGAUGGGUUGACGGCACUAUUCUUGCCAACCCAACUCUUCCAGGAAGCCUAGCAGACCCUUGAUGUUGCCGACGACUUCUGGGUAUUGUGCCCGGUAUUGUGCCCGGUAUUGUGCCCGGUAUUCUGCCACCGCUGGACAUUCGAGGAUGACGUGGGCGGCUGUCUCUUCUGCCUCCAUGCAUGCCCUGCAAAGGGGGCUAUCUGUACAGCAAGCACCCUAAUAGUUAAUAGUAUGACAGUUGAAUAUCUAUAAAUAAAUAUCUAUUUUUGCAGCGUCAAUAAAUUUCUUAUAUUUUAAUUUAUAGCAUACAAAACGCCAGGAGCGCGACUAUGCGAUGUUCGGUGCAUGUUAUUAUUAAUUUCUUAGGUGAUUUAAAUUAUUCUAUCACAGUAUGACUAAAAUAAAAUAUAUAUUUUUCGGGAAAGGAAAACUUAGAAGCCGGCUGCUUAAGCAGAAAUCCUGUACUAGAACCUAAUGAAAAUACAGCGGAACAAU
Cydia strobilella is the source of this 2860-nucleotide messenger RNA. RefSeq lists its product as uncharacterized. Gene Ontology annotation, biological process: transmembrane transport. The transcript has 11 exons. Lineage: Eukaryota; Metazoa; Arthropoda; Insecta; Lepidoptera; Tortricidae. Gene Ontology annotation, cellular component: membrane. Gene Ontology annotation, molecular function: transmembrane transporter activity. Bases 261 to 1847 code for a protein of 528 amino acids. The record is from RefSeq and is a predicted model, not a curated record.